UGGGCCGAAGGGCUUGUAUUGUGCUGUAGGUUUUCUAUAUUUCUAAGUAGCUGGGUAGGUUGUUCCAGACAUCUUGGAGAAAUUGCCACAGCUCUUCUGCUGACUUUGGCUGUCUCGCUUGCUUCUGUCUCUCCAGGUAAUCCCAGACAGCCUUGAUAAUGUUGAGAUCAGGGCUCUGUGGAAGCCAAUAUCAUGUAUGGCAGAAUUCCUUGUUUUCCUUUUUGCUGAAGAUGGUUCCUAAUGACUUUGGCCAUGUGUUUUGAGUCAUUUUCCUGCUGAAGAUGGAAGAGAUCAGAAACCUCCCUGAUGGCAUUGUGUGAUGGAUGAGAAUCUGCUUGUACUUCUCAGCAUUGAGGAUUCCACUAACUGACCAGAUCACCAACUCCAUUUGAAGAAAUGCAGCCCGAGCCUUCAGGGAUCUUCGGCUGUGCUUCACUGUUGGCUGCAGACACUCAUCCAUGUAGCACUGUCCAGUACUUCUACAGACAAACUGCCCCCUGCUUGAAACAAAAAUGUCAAAUUUUGACUAGUCUGUCCAGAGCACUUGCUGCCAUGGUUCAGCACCUCAGUCCUUGUAUUUUUGUGUGUAGGUUAAUAUCCCCCCACACAGUGAGAGAGAUGGAUGUGAAAGGCUUGAAGGAAACCCUGGCCUGGCUAUAUUACCAAUAUCUACUUAUCACAUGUAGUUAUGUGCUGGAGCCCUGGGAACAGACAAUUUUCAAUUCAGUUUUGUUCAUCAUCGUGGCAAUGGUUCUAUAUACAGCAUAUGUCUUCAUUCCAAUUCACAUUCGACUGGCACUGGAGUUCUUUUCUGGCCUAGGUGGAGGCCCAACGGAAAGCACAAUUGCAAUCAUGACUUGAUGGAUGAUUUUAAGAAUCAAGAUCUUUCGUUAAGAAGAGAUCCUGUGAAUCUAUGGACUUGCUGAAAACUCUGGGAUGGGUUUUAAACUUACUUCAUGGCUGCAGUCUUAAAAUUCCACCUCAAUAACCUCGAGACUCAAAUAAUGUUGUAAAUAGCAUUCUUUUAAAAACAUCCAGCAGUUAAAGUUGAGAAUCCACAGUCACAAGAAGUGUCACCCAGCGUGACGCCAGCAAUAACAGCCUGUUGGGAGCAAUAGCCACAAGGGUCAAAUAUUUACCCUUCAGUUCUACUUGUCUAAAAUCAAAUAAUUUGCAUGUACAGCAUUGUUUGUGUUUUAUAUGUGUCUUUUAUUCUAAUAGUAUAAACACUCCAUAGUUUUUAUCAAAAAAAUCUUCAAUUUACCAAGAUAUGUUUAGAUAAUUGACUGUUUUGAAACUAAUAGUUUCAAUCUAAGCAAAUUGUGCAGGACUAACAAAUUUCAGGUUACAUGACAGCUCAAAGAUACCAGGCCAUGAAAUAAACUAUGCUUUUGCUAUUGCUUGGCGUUAAAACAUAGGGAUGAUUCAACCAUUCAAGCCUCUUGCAAAGAAAUAAAGUAUGAGCAGCCUUUUUUUUGGCAGUUUAAUGACAAUGAUGGUGAUUACUAAAGAACUCUUCUUAAAAUAUAACCUUCAAUUACUAUUGAAAGGCCAGAAUGUGCUUCCAUGUGUUAUUCUCUCUGGCAUUGUACUCCUAUUGUUGAAAAUACACUGCUGUUGAAUGAUGGGGCCUGUAAAUGCAAUAAAAUACAAGGCAGCUUGUCAUAUGAAACUUUUAUACACAUCUAAGUUCAUCUUAUGAUCUCCAGGUUUCCUUCAUGCUGGUAACAAUUAACCAAAGUACACAAUGAAAUAUUUGUUGCAAAACCUGUAUGUCCAUUGUAACUGAACAUCUAACUUCCCUUGCUGCAUUAUUCAGGAAAAAUCAAUGGUUAUGUAUUAUGGACUUGUAAUAAAGUUUAUUCAAAAUCA
This is a messenger RNA of Hypanus sabinus (Atlantic stingray), 1872 nucleotides long. It is a transcript of the gene sptssb, whose product is annotated as serine palmitoyltransferase, small subunit B. Gene Ontology annotation, cellular component: serine palmitoyltransferase complex. The record is from RefSeq and is a predicted model, not a curated record. The transcript is spliced from 2 exons. Gene Ontology annotation, molecular function: serine C-palmitoyltransferase activity. The coding region runs from base 397 to 861 and encodes 154 amino acids. NCBI's taxonomy places the organism in Eukaryota, Metazoa, Chordata, Chondrichthyes, Myliobatiformes, Dasyatidae. Gene Ontology annotation, biological process: endoplasmic reticulum organization; ceramide biosynthetic process.